AUGUCAGUCGACGAUAGAGAAGAUGCGGAAGUUGGCAAGCUGUUAGCAGAUGACAAGCUGAAUUCAAGAUCAAACAGUAACAAUGAAAGUGGCAGUAUAGCUGACAGCGCUAAAGAUUAUGAGCCAUCCAUAGAUUCGUUAAUCACAUCGAAAGGAAACCCUGUCACUGAAGAGCCUAAGGCAGCUGCACCCUCACUAGCAAAGGAAAGGACGAGAUUCUUCUCUCCAAAACUGAAGGAUCAUAGGAAGAAAGUUUUUAUUCAGUUUGCAAUGACAAACUUGGUCCUUUUCAUUUUCAUUUUGAUCAUAUUUGAUUUGUUUUGGGGUUCAACAUAUCAAACAACAAGCCACUAUAACAAAGUAAGAAUUCUGGCACUUAUCCAAGACGAUCAACUUGAUUCUGAUUCAACGGUUACACAAAUGACACCAAUGUUAGAGGAGCUGAUAGCUGAAUUGCCCGGUCAGUGGCAUCUUUACAAUACAACAAGCUUUGCAGAAAAAUAUGGCGUUAAUACGACGGAAGAAAUAAAUGAAAAAGUCAUCAAAUUGAUUUAUGACGAGAAGUUCUUUCUUUCUUUCAAUGUCCUUCCAAACGUGACUCAAUCAUUAUAUCAAUCUUUAACCGUUCCAAAUGCAACAUAUUGGUCAUCGACCGAUUUUUUCAAAUCUUAUUAUGAAAGUGGUAGAGAUCCUACUGGUAUUAAACCAUUCAUGUUGCCCCUUAUAACUACGUUGGAAUCAUAUUUUAAGUCAUAUUAUAUUUCCACUUAUUUACCAUCUUUUCUUUCGAAUAUUACAUCGAGCAAUACCUACAAUACCACAAAUAUAGCUAACGCCGGUAGCUUUAAUUUUGAGUACGUAGAUAACAGACCUUUCUACGAUCGUAUUUUCUACAGUUGUACUCAAAUAGGUGUCAUUUAUACAUUGGUUCUUACAGUGUUUCAAUUUCUAAUUAUGGGACCCGUCCACGGUCAAAUGGCAGGAUUACUGAAACCCAAAUAUAUGUGUCUUUACAGAAUUACAGUGACUUGGUGUACGUGUUUUAUUUUGUCUCUGUUUGUAUGCACAAUUUCAGCAAUUUACCACGUCAAUUUCACAUUAGCUUUCGGCAGGGGUGGAUUUAUGAUUUAUUGGAUGUCUACAUGGUUGUUCAUGAUGGCAGUUGCAGGUGCUAAUGAGAACGUAAUAAGUAUUUUAUUCGCUUGGAAGCCACAGUACACGGGUCUUUGGAUCUUAGGUUUCGUCAUUUUAAAUAUUGCACCUACUUUCUUCACCAUGGCCCUCGAUAGCAAUUUCUACAGGUACGGUUACAUGAUGCCCCUACAUAACAUCGUCGAUAUCUAUAGAACAUUAUUCUUAGAUUUAAGCAGAUACAAGAUGGGGAGAAACUACGGUAUCUUAGUGGCAUGGAUAGCUUUAAAUACCGCUUGUAUGCCCGUAGCAAUGAAAUGCAUUCAAUUGAUUGUUGCCCAUAAAACAAAAGCUGCCUUGAAGGAAAAGAGAAAGCAAGAUAAAUAG
Molecule: messenger RNA, 1518 nt
Organism: Kazachstania africana CBS 2517
Lineage: Eukaryota; Fungi; Ascomycota; Saccharomycetes; Saccharomycetales; Saccharomycetaceae
Product: SNG1 family protein
Exons: 1
Coding region: 1-1518 (505 amino acids)
Cellular component (GO): membrane
Source: RefSeq, a predicted model, not a curated record